Messenger RNA from Frieseomelitta varia, 1488 nucleotides. RefSeq names its product tektin-1 (gene Tektin-C). The record is from RefSeq and is a predicted model, not a curated record. Bases 137 to 1363 code for a protein of 408 amino acids. NCBI's taxonomy places the organism in Eukaryota, Metazoa, Arthropoda, Insecta, Hymenoptera, Apidae. Gene Ontology annotation, cellular component: nucleus; microtubule cytoskeleton. The transcript has 7 exons. Gene Ontology annotation, biological process: cilium assembly; cilium movement involved in cell motility.
UAAUUAUUAAUACAAGGUUAAACGUUUCUAUAGAAACCGCCCUUCCACUGAUUCAUUUAUAUAUAGAUCAAACUACCUCUGAAAGAACAUUGUCCUUUUAAAAGUGCAACAGCAUUUUUCAAAUUCGAAAAAUAAAAUGCUGAAUCGCGCGGUUGAAAUAGUUCCUCCACCUCCGUUAAAAUUUACUUUACCCCAAUGGCAUCUAAAUAAUCGUCACAGGUAUCGAUGUUCGGAGGCUCAGCAGGAAUUAGCAGAUCGUUUACUUAAUGAAUCUCAGCGUAUUUGUGAAUUAAGUUCUGAGAGGGUACGAAACAAUAAAGAAGAAACGGACUAUAGAUUAAAAGAAAAACUCGAGGACAUCGAAUUUCGUAAAAAAGAAUUGCUGCGUAUAAGAAAAGAAGUUCUCCUUGAAAUUGAUGCUCUAUCGAUAUACAAGGAGCGCAUCAUGGAUGCUCUAUCGUCCGUGCGGAGAAAUGCUCUUGUCAUUUCCAAUAAAUGCCUCAGUUUUAGAGAGCAUAGAUUAGGAAUUGAUUUAGUCCACGAUGACGUUGAGAAAGAAUUAUUGAAAGAGUGUGAGGUAAUCAAAGGUGUUGAAAAUUUGCUAGUUCGGACUUUAGAACAAACUCAGGAGCAAAUACGUCGUCUUAAAGCGACGCUUUACUACAUGGAUCACGACCUCGAGGAUAAAGAAAAUAAUUUACGUAUCGACAAGUACAAUUUAACUUUGAAGGAAACCAGUUUAAAUUUAAGCACUUAUCACGGUACCUCACGCCUUGAUCCAUCAACUGUAGAGUUGAAUGAAUGGGAAAUGCAAACUAACAACAAUAUUAUUAAUGCUUCGAAAGAGGUGAAUAGUGCUAUACCAUUGCGCUGUUAUAUUGAUACCAUUAUAAAACAAGCGAUCGAUGAUUUAAAUGACCAGAAAAAUGCUACUGACGAAGCGUUCAGACGACGCAUCGAAGAAACGAGAGAAGCAAAAACUAAAUUAGAAUUACAACACGCUGAGAUAAUGCGACAAGCUGCGGAAAUGAAGAACAAUAUUACGCGCAUUGAGAAAUCAAUUGCAGAGAAGGAAAAUUUUUUGGCUUUGGCGCAUACAAGGCUCGGCAAUCGUUGUCAAAGGCCAGGAUUAGAACUUACACGAGAUCUAGUGGAAACUAAUCUUGUAAAGGAAGUAUAUGAUUUACAUGAAAUCGUAUCGAAACUGCAGGCAACUAUGUUCGAGGCUCAGGCAUCAUUACGUUAUUUACUCAAAACACAAAUUCAAGUCGAAGAAGAUAUCAACGUUAAAACAAACACGUUAAAAAUCGAUGAAGUUGACUGCAUGACUCUUCGUCAAAGCCUGGAUUAUCACGCAUAUUGAAUUAAUUCAAGCAUCGAAUAAUUCUAUUAAAAUUUUUAAAAUACAGAAAACAGUAAUGCUUACCCUUAUAAAUGCACUGCGGAUUUUUAUACAUUUAUAAAAAAUUUUAAAAUUCAAAAGUAGGA